AUGGAACUAAAAGUUGGGGGAAAGUACAGUCUCACAAGAAAACUAGGUAGUGGAGCUUUCGGAGAGGUCUACUUAGGUAAUUAAUAUUAAAUUUUAACUUUUAAAAUAGCUAUCGAUUCAACAACUAAUGAAGAGACUGCCAUAAAGCUAGAACCAGUGAAAUCUAAGCAUCCUUAGUUACUCUAUGAAACUAAACUUUACAAGUUAUUGCAUGAUGGAGUUGGUAUUCCAAAGGUUCAUUGGUUCGGAGUAGAGGGUGAAUACAGUGUUAUGGUAAUGGAUCUAUUAGGUCCAUCUCUUGAAGAUUUAUUCUCAUAUUGCCAAAGAAAAUUCACCCUUAAGACAGUGCUAAUGUUAGCAGAUCAGAUGAUCUAGCGCAUAGAAUAUAUUCAUUCUAGGCUAUUUCUGCACAGAGAUAUAAAGCCUGAUAAUUUCUUGAUUGGAGUUGGUAAACGCUAGCAUUAUGUUUACAUCAUAGAUUUCGGCUUGGCAAAAAGAUAUAGGGAUCCAAAAACUGGAGAGCAUAUAUAAUAUCGCGACAAUAAAAACUUAACAGGAACAGCUCGAUAUGCCUCUUUGAAUACUCACUUAGGUGUUGAAUAGUCUCGAAGAGAUGAUUUAGAAUGUUUGGGUUUUGUUAUGCUCUACUUUCUAAUGGGCGGCCUUCCUUGGCAAGGAAUCAGAGCUAAGUCAAAGAAGGAAAAAUAUGAUUAGAUUAGAGAUAAAAAGCAAGAAACUCCUAUUGAAGAGCUUUGCUCAGGCCUGCCCGUUGAAUUUGCUCUAUACAUGAAUUACUGUCGAUCAUUGUAAUUUGAGGAUAGACCUGACUAUUCUUAUUUAAGAAAGUUGUUUAAGGACCUAUUUUACAGAAUGGGUUAUGAGUAUGACUACAUUUUUGAUUGGAUGAUCUAGAAAAAGAAGAAUGAACAAAUAGUUUUAAGAUAGAAACAGGAGCAGUAGAUUUAGCAGCAAUAGCAGGCAAAAAUAAAUUAAAAGUAUCAAAGCAGAAACCAAUAUAUGGCAAUCCCAGGCAACUUGUAGUAAAGAAUGACUACUUAAGAAAAUGUGAAAUAGUCUUCAAUGGAGAACUAUCAAGAUGAGUUGUAUCUCGAUGAGGAUGAAGAAAUAAAGUUUAAUAACGAAGAUGAACGAAUGGAUGUGUUUAACAUUGCUGCUUCUUAACUUGGAGGAAAUUAAUCUAAUCCCUCAUUUCUAAAUGAAUUCAGCAGAAUUUAGCAGCAAUAACAAAGAAGUGCAAGCAAUAACCCUAAUAAUCACUCCAAUAUAAAUAACAUUCUAAGCUAGCAGAAUCAUAAUUUGAUGUUCUCAAGCAAGUAAUUGUCACCCUUCUAAUCAUAGUAAUAAUCGGCAUUUGAUGUACUAAAAAAACAGGCUGUAUAUAAUAGCAAUCUCGGAAGUUUCAAUAACUCUAAUUAGCAAUCACAAUCAUAGUAACUAAUAGUUCCUGGUGUUCUUAAUUAAAGCCAAAGCCAUUAGAAUAUCAGUAAAAUGCCAUAUGCCUUUUAUAAACAAAACUAAAUGUAUCAAUGA
This is a messenger RNA of Stylonychia lemnae, 1551 nucleotides long. The record is from the annotation of a GenBank genome assembly. NCBI's taxonomy places the organism in Eukaryota, Ciliophora, Spirotrichea, Sporadotrichida, Oxytrichidae.